AUGAUAUUUAGCGCAUUCUUCUUUUUCGUCUCCUUGUCUUCUUCAAAAACUGAAAGUGUUAUAUCGAAUUUACUAGUGAGAAAAUUCGAUACUGUAGAAAAAUACAAGAUAGCGAAAUUUGCUUACCAAGUAAAUGCCAAUCCUGGAGAAUUUCCUUACCAGGUAUCACUUCAAUAUUACCACCAACACUUUUGCGGAGGAGCAAUUAUAAAAAAGGAAUAUAUACUCACUGCAGCCCACUGUUUGGACAAAGCACCUCGAAACGGAAUGGACCGACUCUCAAUUAGUUCUCAAGAGCUCCUGAAAAAAUUCAUAUCCGUCUGGGCCGUGAUCAUAACGUUAAUUACGAAUAAAAGAAUGCAGAAUCGUACGAAGGCCAUCAAAGAUGAAAUCCAAGAGAUUGAGCUACGCAUCAAGCCACUGCAGAAGAAGCAAGUCGAACUGCAUAUUGAGAAGUAG
Molecule: messenger RNA, 459 nt
Organism: Belonocnema kinseyi
Lineage: Eukaryota; Metazoa; Arthropoda; Insecta; Hymenoptera; Cynipidae
Product: granzyme K-like
Exons: 5
Coding region: 1-459 (152 amino acids)
Biological process (GO): proteolysis
Molecular function (GO): serine-type endopeptidase activity
Source: RefSeq, a predicted model, not a curated record